AAUUGAAAAAACAGGGGAAAGAGGGUGCCUUUGCUCCUCUUUCUCUCCACCCAAACAGUGCUCAAUAAUUGAGCACAAUACUAGAAUAAUAUCACUAUCACAUUCUUUUUUCCAAUAACAGAAAAGCAUAAUGGUUUUUUAUCCGAAGUUCCCAACUUUCCUUGCUCUGUUCAUUCUUUUCUCUCUGUUCCAAACACCAGCUCUAUCAAUCAAAAGGUCUUACAUAGUGUACUUGGGAGAACAUUCACAUGGCACAGGGCUUACGUCGGCCGAUCUUCAACAGGUGGCAGAUUCUCAUUAUGAUUUGCUUGGCUCAUUCUUGGGAAGUAAAGAGAAGGGCAAAGAUGCAAUCUUUUACAACUACAAAAGAAAUAUCAAUGGCUUUGCAGCUAUUCUUGAAGAGGAGGAAGCAGCAGCUAUUGCAGAGCAUCCCGAUGUUUUGUCAGUUUUCUUGAACCGAGGGAGAAAAUUGCACACAACCCAUUCAUGGAACUUUAUGAUGCUGGAAAAGGAUGGUGUGGUUCAUCCUAGUUCUCUGUGGGAAAAGGCCAGAUAUGGUGAAGACACCAUCAUCGGAAAUCUCGACACCGGUGUGUGGCCUGAAUCACAGAGCUUCAGUGAUAAAGGGUUUGGGCCCAUUCCUUCAAAGUGGAAAGGAAUCUGUCAGAAUGACACCAAUGCUGGAGUCCCCUGCAAUAGGAAACUAAUUGGAGCUAGGUACUUCAACAAGGGCUAUCUUGCAAAUGCAGGCUCACUCAAUGCUUCUAUGGCCUCUGCACGAGACUUCGAAGGGCAUGGAACUCACACACUAUCAACAGCAGGAGGGAACUUUGUUUCUGGAGCAAGUGUGUUCGGCUUGGGCAAUGGAACUGCAAAAGGUGGUUCGCCUAGAGCUCGAGUGGCUGCUUACAAGGUAUGCUGGCCUCCGGCCAAUGGAAGCGAAUGCUAUGAUUCUGAUAUCUUGGCAGCAUUCGAUAUGGCCAUCUACGAUGGUGUAGAUGUGCUUUCAGUGUCGGUUGGUGGAGACGCUGGUGACUACUUCGAUGAUGGCCUUUCAAUUGGGGCUUUCCAUGCUGUUAAGAGUGGUAUAGUGGUAGUAUGUUCAGCUGGGAAUUCUGGACCUACUGAUGGAACUGUCACAAAUGUUGCCCCUUGGAUUAUAACUGUUGGAGCAAGCACCUUGGACCGCGAGUUCCAGACUUAUGUUGAGCUUCGCAAUGGACUGCGCCUGAGGGGAACAAGCAUUUCUAAAGCACUUCCAGAAGAUAGAUUCUAUCCCCUCAUUAGUGCUGCACAGGCCAAAGCUGCAAAUGCAUCUGCUGAGGAAGCGAUUCUAUGUAAGCCGGGAACCCUGGACACCGAGAAGGUGAAGGGUAAGAUCUUGGCCUGUCUUAGGGGGGAUAAUGCGCGAGUGGAUAAGGGCCAACAAGCUUCUUUGGCUGGGGCUGUUGGGAUGAUUCUUUGCAAUGAUGAGGCCAGUGGUAAUGAAAUUAUAGCUGAUGCUCACGUCCUUCCGGCAUCACAUGUCAAUUAUACAGAUGGUGUUGCUGUUUUUUCCUACAUCAAUUCUACCAAGAAUCCACUGGGUUUUAUUACUGAUCCAGCAACGAAAUUGAAUACAAAGCCAGCUCCAUUCAUGGCUUCUUUCUCCUCCAAGGGUCCUAAUACUGUUACACCAGAGAUCCUAAAGCCAGAUAUUACUGCACCAGGAGUUAAUAUCAUAGCUGCCUUCUCUGAAGCAACAAGCCCCACAGAUCAAGAAUUCGAUAAACGCAGGGUUCCUUUUAAUGUAGAUUCUGGUACAUCCAUGUCUUGCCCUCAUGUUUCGGGAGUUGUAGGCCUACUGAAGACACUCCACCCUGACUGGAGUCCUGCUGCCAUUAAAUCAGCAAUCAUGACUAGUGCAAGAACAAGAGACAACACUCUGAAUCCAAUGCGCAAUGGUUCUUAUGUUAAGGCGACACCUUUUAGUUAUGGUGCUGGACACAUUCGCCCAAAUCGCGCCCAGGAUCCUGGCUUGGUCUAUGACUUGACUGUCAAUGAGUACCUGGACUUCCUUUGCGGCAAUGGUUAUAACCAAACCAUGAUUCAACUAUUUUCGAAGGCACCUUAUACAUGUCCCAAGUCUUUAAAUCUCCUCAACUUCAACUACCCUUCGAUAAGUGUCCCUAACCUCUCUGGCUCAGUCACACUGACUCGAAGAGUCAAGAAUGUUGGCUCCCCAGGCACCUAUACUGCUCGUAUUCGUGAACCACUAGGAAUUUCAAUUUCGGUUGAGCCCAGCGUUCUGAAAUUCGACAAGAUUGGAGAAGAGAAGAGCUUUGAGUUGACUCUGAAAGCUAAAAGUGCUGAUGCAGCAAAAGAUUAUGUAUUUGGAGAGUUACGAUGGUCAGAUGGUAAACACUAUGUGAGGAGUCCGAUCGUGGUUGCUGCUGCCUGAGGCCUAGAAUAAACAUUAGGAUGAAGCCUUUGACAUUGGUUGGGAAGGCCAUAGAUAGUAGCAAAAACAGGAUUUAGAAUAAGUGUUAUUUUUGGGUUAUUUUUUAAUAUUUUAAUUCUUGGUUCAGGGAUAAUUGUUAGACUAGUAGAGAGAAUUAGAAGGGAUAUAUUUGUUGAUCACACUGCUUUACUAGAGCAGUGGAUCCAGAACUCAUAAUAAGUAACCUUGUGCAAUUCAAUACACAUUUUUAAAUGGUUUGACUGAUAAAUCUUUAUUUACAAGGAUGAGAAUACAUUUAAAUGUGUGUGGCAGCUUUUAGUGUGAAAAAAAAAUGUGUGUAUGCGCGCU
This is a messenger RNA of Cornus florida, 2788 nucleotides long. RefSeq names its product subtilisin-like protease SBT5.4. Lineage: Eukaryota; Viridiplantae; Streptophyta; Magnoliopsida; Cornales; Cornaceae. Gene Ontology annotation, molecular function: serine-type endopeptidase activity. The transcript has 11 exons. Gene Ontology annotation, biological process: proteolysis. The record is from RefSeq and is a predicted model, not a curated record. Bases 131 to 2440 code for a protein of 769 amino acids.